UGUCCGCCAUUGUACUCCGAACCAGGGAGCUUUUCUGCGAUAGGGGAUCUAAUGCGGUAGAAUCAGUGUGUGUUGUUGAUCAAUAAUUAGCAGAAAUUCGAGCUCCACUCGCAGCUGCUGUGAUUUAUUUCUCUACUAAUAAUCUUCCUCUUUCACGAUAUUCCAGUGUUGGAGACCAUCGCUUGUUGAACCACCUCCUUUCACUAUCUGUACAGUCUCCCUCAUGGAGCUGUGCGUUGCGACGUAUGCAGAGUAGCAGUGUGCAGAUAUUUUGCAGAGCUGCUUGGCGAUUCCUUUAAUUUCUUGUUUUAGUCACUGCUUUGAGGAGGAUAUAUGUGCCGAGUUAGAGUUGACUGGAGUGGCCAUUUGAAGUAGUUUGCGCUAGGGUGUGGGAAACUCUUUGAGCGACCUUCCGAAGCCUGCAACGAUUGGUUUUUGCUGGUUAUGACGACUAGAUGCCUGUUAUAUGUUAUUUUACUAGCUGUGGAGUGCUACCUAGGCUUUUCUUCAGUCUCCUCCACUUGUUUGCUGUGUUUGUUGCUCUCGAGGAUUCGUUGUCCAGCGUGCGCUCAAGAAGCUUUAGCGCUGAAGACUUAGAGCUCAAUGAGGCUGUAAAGACUAGUGCGCAUUGUGCCAUCUGAGUUGAGGAAUUUUAUGGCCUUUCGUAGUUUCGAACCGCUUUAUUUGUAGGCCACUUUCGACUAACUGCCAGCUCGUUCAGAAUUUUAGUGUUAGUGAAAUUUGGCUGCUUAUCUCUUGGGGACGCAUUGGAGUUCCGUGAAGCGUUAGAGCGAACUUCACUUACGCGGGGUGUAGGUGUCCAACUGCCGAGGAUUAAAUGUGUCUAGAGAGUGUAAAUUAAGUUUAGACCAUCUUCUGUGUAGCCAUAGUCGUUAGUAGCUCAGUAUUGUCUUGUGUGUCAAAUUUGGAGGCCUUUAGUUCUCUUGCGGUUCUUGGUCAUUUUCACUGUACUGCAUAGUGACCAAUCGAUUGCCUAAUUUACCUACCACUUCUCUACAUAUUCUUACGCAAAUUAGUACAGAUUGUUCGACAACGGAGAUCUUUUUUAUCCUAGUUUGCUUCUUCGACAACGGAGAUUUUUUUUGUCUUCCAACAUAUUUCCUCCCAAACCCAGAAGUUGUGAGGACUAUACCCAACGACACUGGGAAUGCUUUUUCUGCAGCGGUAUUGGCAGUUUGGUCCGCUGUUCUGUGCUGCCAUGGUGCGUCAAAUGCACACCGUACUGCAUCUCCUACACACAUUAAAUGAGCUACAUAACACUGCCGUAGUGGCGUGGUGCUCACACGACCAGCUUUUUUGUCUUCACCCUCUAACCAACCUUUGAAUUGUGCAAGUUUCUUACCGAAGCCCUCACCUUCCCCAAAAUCGUUAGGGCUCUAGGCAACAAAGCCGGGGUCAUCAUCUUCCUCAGGAAAACAACCCAAAGGAAUUACAUUAAGUUGUCUAUAAGAAGGGGUGCAAAUUACAACCACCAGUUAGCUUCAAAAAAAUUGAUUAGUCUGGUGUCGAGGGAAUCUGGGGUGGUUAAUCCUCCCCAGCAAGUCGAUUGGACUGGCAUUCAACUGGCAAGGCGUCGUUGCGCUGCGGGGCUGCAUGAGGGUGAUGGAUGAACUCACAGAGGUCCACAGGCGGACGCCAUCCUUUCAGCACGCAGGUGCGCAGUCUCCUCGAGUGGGAGCUUGCGUGGGCGCUUUCUUCAAUCUGUUCGACUGGAGCUCCAGCAAGCGCUUCUCCUCCACCAAGCGAAUCACUGCAGAAAGGCCGAACUCGGGAUCACUUUAUGCUGGGGGAGAUAGAAGCUUUGCUGAACGCACUAAUCCCACAAUCUCGAAGCCAUUACUGAUCGAUAAGGAUAAAGAUGAAGCUUCUCCAACGUUGAAAACCACGCCAACAGUAAGCUCUCUUCCAAGUCCAGCUUCCGUCAAGUCGGACGAUACCGGCAAACGCGUCCCUGGGGUGAUAGCUCGUCUUAUGGGUCUUGAAUCCCUGCCUGAUGGGCCGCAUCCGUUACCAAAAUCUGAGUCACAGUAUCUCCAAAACAGUUUGGCUUGUGACCAAUUAGAUUCUUCACCCCUGGUACUUCAAGAGCUUCUACGCCAAGAGUUUCAACACUCCAAAAAUUCGCAGAAAGAUAAACUUCCAGGGUUGCUGAAGAAGCCACAAGCUUCGAAACCCGCGCGAGUUUCCGCAUCUCAAAGGAAGAAAUCGUCAGGUCAUUACGUAGAGCACGUACAUCCUUAUAGCGACUCCAGAACCCCGAGAUCGUCACGACCUGGAGAGAAAAAAAUUUCAUCUACACAGGAAGACACCAAGGUCCUGGUGAAGCAACCCUUUCUUUCUCGUCUGCAGACAGGUACUUCUCCCAUUCUACCUUCAAAGUCUCACAGCUCCAAUUCUACACCUAUUCUGUCCCCUGCAAUGCUUGGAGGUAAGAAUACGAUGAGGCUAUUGGAGGCCGCAGUGAGCAGCAUGCAACCCUCCCCAAGGAGCAGAUAUUGUUUGGCAAGAGAUUCACACAGGGACACUCAAAGUGAGAGUGGCGUAAGCUUGUCGUCUGAGAAGAGAGCCUUGACAUCCUGUCCUGGUCGAGGUGGUAGGCUGACAAAUUCCUCCGGUAGGUCGAUGAGGAGCCAGUAUUUGUCAAGGAGUGAGAAGGCUGAGCAGUGCGGUCACACAGGUGCAGAAGUGGCCUCUUCUGGAAGUCGGAGUUCCAAAAGCCGCCACGAAUCAUGUAAACAAGACCAAGCUAGUCGGAGGCGUUUUGAGAUGGGAUUGGUGGCUUCAGCUAAGUCGACGUCCCCCCAGCAGACCCAUAGAACCAAAGUCUCAAAUUUGAAACGGGUGGAAAGUUCUCCCCGACAUAUGUUGGGUUCUCGCGAGACUGCAACCCAUGGGUUCCAAACUGAUCUGGAGAAAAUUGAUCAAGGGGAGUCCCGUGUGGACAAGAAGAGGGAGAAACAGGAGUCUGAUGCUUUCUCUGCAGAAUCCGAGGCGCAAUUUCAUGCUAAGGUUCCUUUUACUCCACCUCGGGGUGAGCUCACUGAUGUAGAUGUGGAAUUACCAACUCCUUGCACUCGUGUUGGAAAUGUUGAUGCCAAAGCUGAUAUCAAGGCGGAUUUCAAAGCCGACCUCAACCGAGGAUCAUCACCAUCCAUGCACAAGGUCACUCCAGAGAAGUCUGUGUCUGGUGGUGGCUUUCGUUCUAUCCGUUUUCGCACCAGAAGUUUGAAGCAGGAGAAGGACGUUGGCGGCCAAGGGAAUCGUGUUUUUCCCUCUGAUAAGCAUCCGAUAGAGAGGUCCGUGUCACCCUCAUUACCGAAGAAAGACAAGUCGACAGGUGCCGGUUUUAGCUACAGCAUGCUCUUCAGCGGUAGAAAGCGAGGUGACAAGGAAGGGAAUGACAAAGGGGAAGCUCUCGUAAUGAAGAGGACAGACAGCACUUUGAUGCGAUCUUUGUUGAGGAGGCCAAGUAGUGUGUCUGGUCCAUCUCCUGUGUCGUCCGCCAAACCUGGCUCUCAUGGUAAUGUCAAGAAGAAUACAAAGCCUACCAAGAAGGUUUAUAUUGAAGAGGGUGUGAAGAAGGUGGAAACUGCACUAGUGGUGGCUAGUCAACAUUCUUCGCUGCAUAAGAUUUCAUCAGAACCGAUAUUGUCGCUACCUCAGAUACAUCUCGAUAGUUCUUUUCCGCAAGCCAAAUUCAGAUCAAUUGAUGAUGUAUAUCCUGUGCUUCCGAUGGACGAUAAUGAGGUAAAUGGGGAGGCGUCAGACCUAGCAAUGACCAUCCAACCAGUGGAGGAUCAGUUUCCGGGAUUCGAACCACCAGGUGACCAGUCAGACUGCCUAUCUGUCGAGCGAGGCUUGGAAAAAAGCUUUACAAGGGCUUUAAUGCCUGUUGUAUCUACAAGCCCUGAUUUUGCUUGUGUGACAAGUCCCGUAAGUCCCGAAGUCUUUGUUACUGAAUGCGGACCAGUCCCAGGGACAUUUCCAAAUAGUCCCAUGGCCAAGUAUGAGAAGAUUUUCUUCUCUUCACGGAACCAUCAGGAUAUGUUUGAAGUUGUUUCCGGGGACCGCCCACAUGAAUUGACAUGUAGACGACGAAGUUUCUGUUUGUCGGAGGCUAGGGACAGUAGUUUAGCUCCGUCAAAUGAUGAAGAAGCUGAGACCAAGCUGGAUGUUUGUAGCAAUAGUAUUGAUGGCGAUACGAGAGGCACGCCCGAGCAUCUCGAGAUCCAAAAUAUUCCAGUGAAUACUGGGUGGAGUGAGGAUGUCAUGGUGACGCCCCCUGCUUUGAAGAAGUUUGAGAUGAAGGGACAAUGCUUCUUGCGCUCAGAUGUUUCGAGGGUUGAAGAAUGUGGGCAACCCAGUCCUGUGUCUGUUCUUGAGAAUCCGUUUCUUGACGAGAGUCCGUUGGCCGUUACAAGCCUUUCUGGGUCGCGGAAUACGGACGAUGAUGAAGAACAAAACCAGAAAUUUAAGGAAAAUGUCCCACUUUCAAAAGUUGCGGAGAUGGCCUCGUUGGAGAUGGUAGAGACGGAGAAGAUCAAGCAAGCGAUUCUGGAUAUCUCCAGAUUUCGUAACAUUGACGUGAAAAGCAUUGGAUUAGAAUCACCCUCUAUCGAUCCAGUAAAUCCACAGCAGGAGCUAAACUACGUCAGAGAGGUUUUGGAUGCUGCUAAUUUGCUCAGAGAGGAAUGCAGAUGGUUCUCCGCUGAUUCUCCAAUGAACCGAUCCUUGUUCGACAGACUGGAGUUUGGAAGUAUCAAGCUGGACGAACGCAUAUUGAUGGAGUCCAAGCGGUGGGGCACCCUUCCGGAUGCACCGAGACCGGGAUCUGGUUUAAGAUCGGAGCGGAAGCUUCUCUUUGAUUCUAUAAACGAGGUCAUGGCGGUUGAGCCGUGGAUGAAAACCUCUACAUUUUAUGUUGAUCUACCCAUGUUCCCCGACAUGCACUCUAAAUCUAAAUUCCGAUCACCAAUUUCAGGCGAGCUGCUGGUGAAGGAAGUCUACAGAAUGAUCUGUCACUGGAAAGAUAUUGCUGGCAAUGUGUUGGACGAUUUGAUAGACUAUGAUAUGAACGUGCCUGAAGGCCGGUGGGUUGAUUUCAGCGAAGAGGUGGCUGACAUAGGCCUUGACAUUGAACGCACGCUGCUAGAAGGCAUCAUUGAAGAGGUUGCCAAGGAUCUGACCUCAAAUUUAAUGAGGCUAAGUUUGAAGUCUGUGAAGUGAAGUAGCAGAUAUCACAGAAGGCUUCUAUACCGAGGAUUCAGAUUUUCGGUGUUCCAUUGGAACUUCCAACAGAUCAGGCUCGGUAUUGCUUGAAAGCAGAGAAUUUACGAGGAAAUUUAAAUCAUCACUUCUCUGCAUAUGGUCAGUAGCAAUGCGACGCAAAGAGUUCAAACACUCGGGCUACACACUGUCCCAAGAAUUCUGAGUACUGCAGACGAAUGCACCACUCUAUGUCCACUUCAGCAGUCGCGACUGUCUUUUCCCCGCUACCCUGCAGAUGCAGCUAAGCGUAUUGGGACGCAUGUACAUAGCGACGUUCAUGACGGCAAGUAUUCUGUUCAUUACAACAGACGAUUUGACGAGGUUUUAAGAUCGUAGUUGAGAUUCUGAAUACGUCUAUCGAUGAGCCCAAUUUCAAUUAUUUAGGCAGCUGCUUCUUGUCAAUACAGUGGAUGUCAUCAGAUAGCGCAGGGGAUCAAUGAAGCCUGGGCCUAGUCCGGUUCGCAAACAGUUUCCAGCGACCUUUCUUCUGUUCAUUCUGAUAAGUAUCAAUGAUAUAAACAGUCCUGUAUAAUGCAAGCCUUAUCUUAUUAA
This is a messenger RNA of Physcomitrium patens, 5841 nucleotides long. RefSeq lists its product as uncharacterized. The record is from RefSeq and is a predicted model, not a curated record. Lineage: Eukaryota; Viridiplantae; Streptophyta; Bryopsida; Funariales; Funariaceae.